This is a messenger RNA of Lodderomyces jiufengensis, 633 nucleotides long. RefSeq lists its product as uncharacterized. The record is from RefSeq and is a predicted model, not a curated record. NCBI's taxonomy places the organism in Eukaryota, Fungi, Ascomycota, Pichiomycetes, Serinales, Debaryomycetaceae. The coding region runs from base 1 to 633 and encodes 210 amino acids. The transcript has a single exon.
AUGUUAUUAUACCUUGAUGAAGAAUUAACAUAUGAUCAAUUUAUAAAAUUAUUAAUAGAUCAAAAUUACAACAAUGGAUAUAUUUUAAUUUCAGAUUUGGAAUUGUAUAACGAAAAACUAAUAAAUUUUAAUCUAACACCAAAACAAAUAAAUAUUAUAAUUAAGUUCAAGAUUAUAUUAAUUGAAUCAUGGAAUGAUCUAUAUGAGUUCAUAAAAGAUUUUCACAGUUUUAAUCAAUCUACAGAAAAAGCUCUCGUUGCAAUAUAUGGAAUUUUGAAAAAUUACAUUGAGAUAGGAUUUGAUGAAACUUCAAACUUAUUUAUAAAGCACAAUCAAUUUAGUGCACUCGAAUUAAAUAAGUUAUUUCAUCAACUAUUUGUAUUUCAACAAGACAAAAAUAUUAGUAUAGUUUUUAACGAUGGAAUUGAAAAAUCAAAUGAUGAGAAUCCAUUAAUUGGUCAAAUAGAGAUUCCAAAUUUAUAUGUAAAUAGAGAAGAAACUAAAGAUAGACGGAUUUUAAUUAAAAAUGACAAAACUCUCAAUGAUGACAAAAUUGAGAUACGAGUUUUAAUGAUCAAAUGGUUUAAAUUAAUAAGCAAAGAAGAAUUUAUUACAAAUAAAUCCUUUGAUUGA